ACGUAUAAAUGUGGUUUAUGUAACUGUAACGUUAUACUUUGAUAUCGGUUAACUUCUGCAAUGUGAGGCAAACAAUUUGGCCAUGUUAAACUAAUUGGGCACGUAUUUACUUCAUAAUCUAAUUUUAGCCAUCUCUGGUUAGCAGCAGGUAGAUUAGCUGCGGCUAUCCUACAACUGGUUGUUUCCGAAAUCGCAUACUGUACACACUGCUCGUAUACGAUCAGGGCAAAGCACCAUGAGCGACAGCGACGAUGAUGUCCCUCAGCUGUCUGCGGCCACACUGGCGGCUCUGCAGGAGUUCUACGAUGACCAGAAGAUGGGCCAGGGACAGGCCACAGACAUCUACGCGGUCGGGGCUGUGGAGGAGGACUGGGGAAUGAGCCAGUUUUGGUAUAAUGAAGAGACAGCUACGCGGCUUGCAGAGGAGGCCAUACAGCAGGCUGGCAAAGGGGGCAGGAUAGCAUGCCUCAGCUGCCCAAGCGUGUACCAGCGGCUGAAAAAGAACGACCUGGAGGGCAUCAACGAUGUGACUGCUGUUGUGCUGGAAUACGACCGCCGGUUCGCGGUGUACGGUGACGAGUUCGUCUUCUACGACUACAACAACCCACUCAGCCUACCGGAGAGCAUCAGUCCACAAAGCUUUGACUUUGUCCUCGCCGAUCCACCCUACCUGUCGGAGGAGUGCCUCAGUAAGGUGGCCAUCACGGUCAAGUUCUUGACCAAGGGAAAGACCCUGCUCUGCACAGGAGCCAUCAUGGAGGAGCAUGCAAAGAAACUCAUGGCUCUGAAGAUGUGUAACUUCCUGCCCAAGCACAGCCAUAACCUGGCCAAUGAAUUCCGCUGCUACACCAACUACGAGUCGACGCUCCUCUCGUAACACCAGCCACCCACAUCACCAGACUUUUCAGCUGCUCUGACAGAACUGUCAGUGACUGAGACAUGACAAGUUGUGCCUAUGAGAUGUAGGGUCGGGUGGCAAACCUAUUGACUAAUCAAUCAGGUUUACCCUCAGAACUAAUGUAAAUGUAUAUAUAUUUUUUUAAAUGUCAAGGACUCUAGAAUAAAGAUAUUCCAUGCUAAA
This is a messenger RNA of Alosa sapidissima (American shad), 1081 nucleotides long. RefSeq names its product EEF1A lysine methyltransferase 1 (gene eef1akmt1). Bases 236 to 877 code for a protein of 213 amino acids. Lineage: Eukaryota; Metazoa; Chordata; Actinopteri; Clupeiformes; Clupeidae. Gene Ontology annotation, biological process: methylation. Gene Ontology annotation, molecular function: nucleic acid binding; protein-lysine N-methyltransferase activity. The transcript is spliced from 5 exons. The record is from RefSeq and is a predicted model, not a curated record.